Messenger RNA from Hypoxylon trugodes, 1842 nucleotides. RefSeq names its product dihydroxyacetone kinase Dak1. Bases 1 to 1842 code for a protein of 613 amino acids. Gene Ontology annotation, cellular component: cytosol. Gene Ontology annotation, biological process: glycerol catabolic process. The transcript is spliced from 4 exons. Lineage: Eukaryota; Fungi; Ascomycota; Sordariomycetes; Xylariales; Hypoxylaceae. The record is from RefSeq and is a predicted model, not a curated record. Gene Ontology annotation, molecular function: ATP binding; glycerone kinase activity.
AUGCCUGGCAAGAUCAAUAGCUUCGUAUCCAGCCCACGUGCUGCCCUUGACAAGGCACUGACUGGAUUCCUUGCUCUGCACCCAGCGCUGCGGUGGCAUAAGGAUCAUAAUGUUAUAUAUAGGGGCGACAAAGAUAGGCAAGAUCGCGUGACGGUAUUAAGUGGAGGAGGUUCUGGCCACGAGCCUGCUCACGCUGGCUAUGUAGGCGAAAGGAUGCUCGAUGCAGCCGUAUGCGGCGCAGUAUUUGCAUCCCCUAAUGCUCUGCAAAUCGAAUCAGGGCUAAGGCUCAUCCAAUCUCCGCGUGGAGUUCUUAUAAUUGUAAAGAACUACACCGGAGACAAGCUAAACUUCACACUCGCAGCAGAACGCUUUCGCUUCGCGUCAGGGGUCCCGGUAAGGAUCGUCGUCGUCGCUGACGAUGUAUCCAUAAGCCGCACAAACUCUGCUUUGGUGGGGAGGAGAGGCCUCGCAGGAACGGUGUUGGCUCAUAAAAUUGCUGGAGCCGCCGCCCAUGCCCGUCUGAGUUUAGACGAGGUAGCGGAUGCAGUCGAAUUUUCGCUUGCGAAUAUGGCUACUAUCGGCGUAGGUUUAGACUCCUGCAGCUUACCAGGUCAAAGUCACCAGUCUCGGUUGGAACCAGAUGAGAUAGAACUCGGGAUCGGAAUCCACAAUGAGCCCGGUAGCAAACGCCUAAAGCCUCAACCUACGUUAGAGGCGUUGGUGGGAGAUAUGCUGCGCAACAUACUGGACGCUAAUGAUGAAGAAAGGGGUUAUCUUAAGGAGCCGCCGUGCGCGGCCGACCACGAUAUUGUCUUGUUGGUAAACAACCUCGGCGGCUUAUCGAUGCUUGAAAUGGUAGUGAUAACUGGUGAAGUAGUAUCUCAACUAGAUACCAAUUACCGCCUCAAGCCAAUUAGAUUGUUUACAGGUACAUUUUUAUCCGCGUUAAAUGGGCCUGGUUUUAGCAUCACUAUUUUGGUUUUGCCAAAGAACGAAUUAAUUUCGCCGAAAAUCAUAGAAUGGUUGGACGCCCCCACAGACGCCUUAGGAUGGACGAGCAGCAUCUCGUCGGAGACUUGGCGAAUUUCUCCAUGCCCCUCCGAUGCUAGAAGUUCUGAACCAGCGGCUUUGGAGCCUUUAGAAAAAUCUUACGACGUCCCAAAUUUUGCUUGUGACGGCGUGCUCUUUACGAGUAUCGUCAAAUCUAUCCAUGCUUCACUAACAGAAGCCGAACCUGAGAUAACGAGAAUGGAUACCAUAAUGGGCGACGGCGACUGCGGCACAACGCUCCUCGACGGUUCUAAUGCUGUAGUGACGGCACUAGAUGAUGGAAGGGUGAAAGUAGACAGCAUUUCCCAAGGCAUGAUGGAAGUGGCUAAUGCAAUAUCUCGUCAUAUGGGCGGCACAUCUGGAGCUCUGUAUGCUGUGUUCUUUACAGCUCUUGCAUCCGCUAUUUGUGCCGAGCACGGGAGGCACACCAUGGUCACAGCCACCGACCUCGCUCAAGCUGCGAAAACGGCUUUGGGUAAGUUGAAACAAGUUACUGCGGCAAGGGAAGGGGAUAGGACCAUGAUGGAUGCGCUUAUCCCGUUUGUGGAGACCCUAGAGGUAGCAUUUUUAGACGAUAAAGCACCUCUAGAGGCUUUUGGGCAUGCAGUAGCGGUGGCGAAUGUUGGAUGUGAAAGUACGAGCAAAUUGAAGCCUCGAUUUGGCCGUAGCACUUACGUUUUGGCGGAGGGCGUAAAUGAUGCAACCCAGGAUAUUCCGGAUCCUGGCGCUUGUGGGGUGGUCGCAAUUGUUACCGGAGUCUUCGAGGCAUUGAAGGUUCAUUACAGUAGUUAA